Paramuricea clavata is the source of this 794-nucleotide messenger RNA. The record is from the annotation of a GenBank genome assembly. Lineage: Eukaryota; Metazoa; Cnidaria; Anthozoa; Malacalcyonacea; Plexauridae.
AUGUUUGACUUGCCAGACAAAGCGGAAAGUAAUUCACGAUCAGAUUAUGUGUCGAAGUGGAAAACUGCAAUGACCGAGGCUUACCGAAUUGCUCACGAAGCUACUACGAAAAGUGCCGAAAAAGGAAAGAAGAACUAUGAUCGUCGUAUACGCUACACGGACUUGCAACCAGGAGAUCGUGUUCUUGUUCGAAACCUUUCACCGAGGGGAGGACCGGGGAAACUUCGAGCAUUUUGGAUUUUUGGGAAGAAGAAGUACACGUAGUCGUUUCACGAAAGGGACCCGAGAGUCCAGUCUACGAGUUAAGACCCGAAACACGACGGGGACGUAAUCGUGUGCUACAUAGAAAUCUUCUCCUUCCAUGCGAACAUCUGCCAUUAGAAAACUGGCGCGAAUUAACUCGAAAGACAACGGAAACACACCGAGCUACAAAACGUGUACCUCAAAAUGAGAGUGAAGUCGAAAGAUCGAACAGUGAUAGUGAUACCGACGAUGAAUUUCGAGUUACCGUUCACCAACCUGAGAGAAUGGAAGUUAACCCAGAUACUCCUGAUCCAGUUCAGUUAGAAAUUGACCCUGCAAAUGAGAAUGGUUAUAUUGCGGAAGAUAUCCUGCAAGAUACAGUACAAGAGAACCCAGAAGUGAUUGAUGAAGUUCAGGAUCACAUAAGUGACACUCAAGCAAAUAUCUCUGAAGAGAAUAUGCAUGGCGAUAGGAAUCCUGAGAACAUAAUACCUGACCAAGAAGUAGAAACUGAUGGUAAUCGUGUGGUGCGAAGAAGACAACCCCCUUAA